Hemisphaericaspora subhashii is the source of this 375-nucleotide messenger RNA. It is a transcript of the gene NTF2, whose product is annotated as Ran GTPase-binding protein. The record is from RefSeq and is a predicted model, not a curated record. Gene Ontology annotation, cellular component: nuclear pore central transport channel. The coding region runs from base 1 to 375 and encodes 124 amino acids. NCBI's taxonomy places the organism in Eukaryota, Fungi, Ascomycota, Pichiomycetes, Serinales, Debaryomycetaceae. The transcript is spliced from 2 exons. Gene Ontology annotation, biological process: protein import into nucleus.
AUGUCUGUUGAUUUUAACACUGUUGCUACUGAAUUCUGUACUUUCUAUUACCAACAAUUCGAUUCUGACAGGACUCAAUUAGGUAACUUAUACAGAGCUGAAUCUAUGUUAACUUUUGAAACCUCUCAAUUACAAGGUGCUAAAGAUAUUAUUGAAAAAUUGGUUUCAUUACCUUUCCAAAAGGUUAGUCAUAGAGUUUCUACUUUAGAUGCUCAACCAGCAUCCCCAGCAGGUGAUAUCUUAGUCAUGGUUACUGGUGAACUUUUGAUUGAUGAAGAGCAAAAUGCUCAACGUUAUUCUCAAGUCUUCCAUUUGAUUCCAGAAGGUAAUUCAUAUUAUGUGUUUAAUGAUAUCUUUAGAUUAAAUUACUCUUAG